CUUUUGGACGGGUUUUCCUGGCCAAAAAGAGAACAACAGGGGACCUUUUUGCCAUAAAGGUUCUUAAAAAGGCUGACAUGAUCCGGAAAAAUGCAGUUGAAAGUAUCUUGGCGGAACGUGAUAUUUUGAUUUCAGUUCGCAAUCCCUUUGUGGUUCGCUUCUUCUAUUCAUUCACUUGCCGAGAAAAUUUGUACCUUAUGAUGGAGUAUUUAAAUGGAGGGGAUUUAUAUUCGUUGUUGAGAAAUUUAGGCUGCUUAGAAGAAGAUGUUGCUCGUGUAUAUAUAGCAGAAGUGGUGCUUGCACUAGAAUAUUUACAUUCACUUCGUGUGGUUCAUCGUGAUUUGAAGCCAGAUAAUUUAUUAAUUGCUCAUGAUGGUCAUAUUAAGUUGACCGACUUUGGGCUCUCAAAGGUUGGUCUUAUCAACAGUACUGAUGAUUUAUCCGGCCCAGCCGUAAGUACCACAUCUCUAAUGGUGGAAGAUGAGCCCGAGUUAUCUGUGCCUAAGCAUCAGCAAGAAAGACGAAAGAAAUGUUCUGCUGUUGGCACACUUGACUAUUUGGCACCAGAGAUACUAUUGGGAACAGGACAUGGUACAACUGCCGAUUGGUGGUCAGUUGGUGUGAAUUUGUUUGAACUGAUUGUUGGUAUUCCACCCUUCAAUGCAGAGCAUCCUCAGGUAAAUAUGUUGAUUCUACAAGAUUCCAUCAUUGAUGAUGACAAGCUUAUUGCACUUUCUUUACGUAUCUUUUCACUGGUCUUGUGGGGUCUUGAGUAG
This is a messenger RNA of Humulus lupulus (European hop), 776 nucleotides long. RefSeq names its product probable serine/threonine protein kinase IREH1. Gene Ontology annotation, molecular function: ATP binding; protein serine/threonine kinase activity. The transcript is spliced from 7 exons. The coding region runs from base 78 to 776 and encodes 232 amino acids. The record is from RefSeq and is a predicted model, not a curated record. Lineage: Eukaryota; Viridiplantae; Streptophyta; Magnoliopsida; Rosales; Cannabaceae. Gene Ontology annotation, biological process: intracellular signal transduction; peptidyl-serine phosphorylation.